Nerophis lumbriciformis (worm pipefish) is the source of this 978-nucleotide messenger RNA. The record is from RefSeq and is a predicted model, not a curated record. NCBI's taxonomy places the organism in Eukaryota, Metazoa, Chordata, Actinopteri, Syngnathiformes, Syngnathidae.
AUGAAGAGCCCAGUGCACAGAUGCAGGGACAUGGAGCAGAACCGUGGGCAAACAUGGACAGGAAACAGAUACUUAAAGGCAGAGCAUCGUAUCCCCAUCUCCAAGGACGUCAUCACUUCAACAUCUGCUUCUGCUAUGUGGUUCAUCAAGGACGCCUGUGGCAUCAUUUGCGCUAUCAUCACAUGGCUGCUGGUUUUUUAUGCCGAGUUUGUGGUGCUGUUUGUAAUGCUGCUGCCCUCCAAAAAUCUGACAUACAGCAUUGUCAACGGGUCUCUGUUCAAUGUUCUGGCCUUUCUAGCCCUUGCCUCACACAUCCGAGCCAUGUGCACUGAUCCAGGGGCAGUGCCGAAAGGCAAUGCGACCAAGGAAUAUAUUGAAAGCCUUCAGCUGAAACCAGGACAGGUGGUCUACAAAUGUCCCAAGUGCUGUAGCAUUAAGCCUGACCGAGCACACCACUGCAGUGUUUGCAAACGCUGCAUACGUAAGAUGGACCACCAUUGCCCCUGGGUCAACAACUGUGUUGGAGAGAACAAUCAAAAGUACUUUGUGCUCUUUACUAUGUACAUUGCGCUUGUCUCUCUUCACGCAUUAUUCAUGGUGGUUUUCCAUUUUCUCUACUGCUUUGAAGAUGAUUGGACAAAGUGCAGUUCCUUCUCUCCACCAGCAACAGUCAUCCUCCUCAUACUCCUGUGCUUUGAGGGUCUCCUCUUCCUCAUCUUCACCUCUGUGAUGUUUGGUACCCAAGUCCAUUCCAUCUGUACUGAUGAAACUGGCAUCGAACGCUUGAAAGGAGAGACGGGCAAGUGGGAGAAGGCGCCAUGCUGGGAGGCCAUGAAGAUGGCUUUCGGCGGUCCGUUUUCCCUAACCUGGUGCAGCCCCUUCUCAGGGAUGAGCUGCAAGAAGACCCCCAGCGAGCUCGUCCCCACUGUGCAGGGAGAAAUCAUUGAGGAGGACAUCAUAGAGAUCCCACUCAACUAA